Babesia bigemina is the source of this 660-nucleotide messenger RNA. RefSeq names its product hydrolase, NUDIX family protein, putative. The transcript is spliced from 4 exons. Gene Ontology annotation, molecular function: isopentenyl-diphosphate delta-isomerase activity. Gene Ontology annotation, biological process: isopentenyl diphosphate biosynthetic process. The coding region runs from base 1 to 660 and encodes 219 amino acids. NCBI's taxonomy places the organism in Eukaryota, Apicomplexa, Aconoidasida, Piroplasmida, Babesiidae. Gene Ontology annotation, cellular component: cytoplasm. The record is from RefSeq and is a predicted model, not a curated record.
AUGACCCAGAGGUAUGCCGAUACCAUAGACAAGACGCGGCUGGAUUCCAUGCCUGAAUCCACCGAGGUCGUUGUCAUGGUCGACAAAGACGAUAAUGAGAUAGGGACUUGCACGAGGAAGGAAAUGCGUCAAUUCAACAAGUGGCACAGAGCUACAAGUACAAUCAUUCUAUCAAACCCCGAUGAACCUACCAUCUAUUAUCAAGUGAGAGACGACCAAAAAGACUACUGCCCGGGCUAUUAUGACCUGGGUUUUGGCGGGGUAGUCACGAUUGGGGAAUCCUAUCUGGACUGCGCACUAAGAGAGACCAGGGAUGAAUCCGGCAUCGAUUUCUCUGAAAACGAUUUGGUAGAAGUUGCCUAUAUAGCGAGGGAUGAUGAGCACGUCAGGUGCCACUACAAGGUGUAUGUUUAUUCACUGUUUUCCUCUCUCGAUAGCAAGCAUAUCGUAAAACAGGUGGCACUUUAUGACGGAACUCCAGCAACCAAUGAAUCUGAACGGGAAGAUGCAAGGUGCAUCAAAACUGCUCUGCUAUCGGAUGUGGACAAGCUCAUGGAGCAACACAACUUCACGAAGGCCUGCGAGCUCUUGGUGGGGCCGCUCAAACGUUUCGUCGAGGAGGGAGGGCUGGCCAAACUGGCAGACUCGACUAAGAAGUAG